UUUAGAGCUGUGGAGUAAGGCUAGUAGCUCUACUGUGGAGGGAUGAAAUUCAGCCUCAGAGCAACAACUGAAGUGAAGUGAUGUAAAUGUAUGUAUUAACUCGUAGACAAGAUUUCGCUGAGAGCAAAUAUUGUACUAUAGUCUCUGUACAGAUAGAAUUUUUUCAAUAUGGCUGAUUUUCUUGAAAGCGAAGCAGAAGAAUCGGAAGAUGAAAUUAUUAAUCGUAAACGUAAAAUGUCUGAUGAUGAAGAUGAUGAGGAAGAGGAAGAAGAUGGACUCAAUGAUGAAGAAAAGUUACGUGAGGAAAUGAAAGAUUUAAUUAAUGAUGACGAAGAGGAGGAGGAAGAGGAUGAUAAAGAUGAAUCAGAUGAAGAAGUUAGUAGAAAAAAGAAGAAACGGCAUGAUGACUUUGAUGAUAGAUUAGAAGAUGAAGAUUAUGAUUUAAUUGAAGAAAAUUGUGGUAUCAAAGUCCGAAGGAAAAAGAAGUUCAAGCGACUUAAGCGAAUUGAAGAUGAGGAAAGCGAUGAUGGAGAUGCUGAAGAUGGUGAUGACAGGGAAGCAAUUGCCAAUGAGCUCUUUGAGGGUGAUGAUAUGGAAGGAGAAGAUGAGGCUCCUCGUCAACCUGCAGAUGACAGUCAACUAGCUGUUGAAGAGUCUGGAGAAGAAUCAGAUGAAUCCGAUUUUAUUGUCGAUGAUGAUGGUCAGCCUCUCUCAAAAGGCAAAAAGAAAAGACAUAUCAAAUAUACUGAUUCAGCAUUGCAAGAAGCUCAGGAAAUUUUUGGAGUUGAUUUUGACUUCGAUAUGGUUGAUCAAGAAGGAGAUGAAUAUGAAGAAGAAAUUGAGGAAGAGUAUGAAGAAGAAGAGGAGGAUGAGGAAGGAGGAGAGGUUCAACCAAGACCUAAAAAAACUCGUAAGCGAAUGCCAAAGAAAAGUAUAUUUGAUGUUUUUGAACCCAUUGAACUUGAAAGAAGUCAUCUUACUGACCUUGAUAAUGAAAUAAGAGCUGCAGAUAUACCUGAAAGAUUUCAACUCCGUAAUGUGCCUGUAACUGAAGCAGCAGAUGAUGAAAUAGAAGAGGAAGCUGAGUGGAUUUACAAACAAGCAUUCAGUAUACCUACUAUCUCAAUCCAAGAAGGUGAGCAUUCGGGUUCUGGACAUCAGCCCAUUGGUGGACGUAAAAAUACAAGUGCUAUAGGAAAGAUAAGGGAAGCUUUGAACUUUAUUCGAAAUCAGAAGUUUGAGGUACCAUUUAUAGCUUUCUACAGAAAGGAGUAUGUUGAGCCAGAUUUAAAUAUUAAUGACUUGUGGACUGUGUAUAAAUGGGAUGAGAAGUGGUGCCAGUUAAGAGCGCGGAAGAAGAAUUUGCAAAGACUUUUUGAAAAGAUGCAACAAUAUCAGUGUGAUGAAGUCAUGUCUGAUCCUGAGAAGCCUCUAUCUGAAGGACUGAGAGCUCUGGAUAAUGGUGAUAUAUUUAGGCUAACAAAAGCCCAGACAGUCGAAGAAGUGCAAGAUUGCUAUUUACAUUUCAUGUUAUAUUAUGGACAUGAUGUACCUGCCAUGAAGGAAGCAUUAAAGAAAAAAGAAAUGAAAGAAAAGGAAUUAGAAGGUAAAGAAGUACCUGAGGAAGAGCAAGAAGUUGAAUCUACUAAGAUUAAACACGUACCACACAAAGAUGCUUAUGCUGUAUGCAAAGAGGCAGGGAUUGAUGGUUUGGCCAAAAAAUUUGGUCUAACACCCGAACAGUUUGGAGAAAAUUUGCGCGAUAACUACCAGAGACAUGAAGUAGAUCAAUAUCCAGUUGAGCCUAAAGAAGUAGCCUCUGAUUACAUUUGCAAGCGAUUUUCAACACCAGAAGAAUGUUUAUCUGCUGCCAAAUUCAUGGUUGCUAAUCAGAUAUCAAAGGAACCUGCUGUGCGUAAGUGUGUUAGGCAAACAUACUUCGAAAGAGCAAAAAUAUCUGUUCGUCCCACAAAAAAAGGAAUUAAGGAAAUCGAUGAGAAUCAUCCAUGCUACAGCAUGAAGUAUUUGAAAAAUAAACCAGUAAAGGACUUAAGAGGAGAUCAGUUUUUGAAACUUACUAUGGCCGAGAGAGAUGGUUUUCUAACUAUAACAAUUGCUAUGGAUAAACAAGGUAGCAAUGAUGGACGUCAUGUAUUUUUAGAAGAAAUUAAACAACUAUACGAACGUGAUGAAUUCAGCAAAAAUGUCCAAGAAUGGAAUGCACAAAGACAGCAGGCCCUAGAAAUAGCAUUAACUAAGCUUCUGUACCCUACAUUUCAAAAAGAAUUGAGAUUACGUCUGCUGAACGAAGCCAAAGAAGGAGUAAUCAAGGCAUGCUGUAGAAAACUGUAUAACUGGCUGAAAGUGGCUCCAUAUCAAGUUGAUCCCCAGAUUGAAGAAGAGGAUGAUUUUGAUACAAGAUAUGGCACUAGAGUGUUAGCUAUUGCCUAUUCUCCCACAAGAGAAGUGCCUGCUUUUUCUGCUUUAGUUGAUGGUGAUGGUGAAGUAUUAGAAUUUCUUCGGCUUCCAUAUUUACUUAACCGGAGGAAUGCCUGGCGAGAAAAAGACAGAAUAUUAAAGGAGAAAGAUUUGAAUUCCUUAAAAAAUCUAAUUCUUUCAAAGAAGCCUCAUGUUGUAUGUGUUGCUGCAGAGUCAAGGGAGGCUUUAAUGAUUGUUGAUGAUGUGAAAAUGAUCAUUAAUGACUUGAUGGACAGUGAUCAAUUUCCUCCAAUUUCUGUGGAAUUAAUGGAUAAUGAACUUGGAGUUUUGUAUAUGAAUUCUAAAAAAGGGGAGUAUGACUUCAGAGAUUACCCUCCACUUUUAAGGCAAGCAAUCUCACUUGCACGUCGUUUGCAAGACCCACUCAUGGAGUUUUCCCAAAUGUGUACACCUGAUGAAGAAAUAUUGUGUUUGAAAUAUCAUCCAUUACAGGAUGAAUUAAAUAAAGAAGAUUUGUUGAAUGCACUGUAUUUAGAAUUUGUAAACAGGACUAAUGAAGUUGGUGUAGAUUUUAAUAAAGCUGUUGAGUUUAAUCACACAGCAAAUUUGGUGCAAUUUAUCUGUGGUCUUGGCCCUAGAAAAGGUGGAUUUUUAGUUAAAACUCUAAAAAUAUGUAAUAAGCAGUUAGAAAGUAGAACACAACUAGUAACUGUUUGUAAGAUGGGACCAAAAGUUUUCAUUAACUGUGCUGGUUUUAUAAAGAUUGAUACUGCUUCCCUUGGUGAAAGUACUCAGACAUAUCUUGAAGUUUUGGAUGGAUCUCGUGUUCAUCCAGAAGCUUACGAAUGGGCCCGAAAAAUGGCUGUAGAUGCUCUUGAAUAUGAUGAUACUUCUGAUGAUGCUAAUCCUGCUGGAGCUUUGGAUGAAAUUUUAGAAAAUCCUGAAAAGUUAAAGGAUUUGGAUUUAGAUGCUUUUGCAGAAGAAUUGGAAAGGCAAGGUUAUGGAAAUAAAAGUAUUACUUUGUAUGACAUCAGAGCAGAACUGAAUCAUAAAUAUAAAGAUUUAAGGACACCAUACAGACCACCAAAUACUGAAGAAGUGUUCAAUAUGUUAACAAAAGAAGUUCCAGAAACAUUUUACAUAGGUAAACUUAUUCUGGUGGUUGUUACUGGUAUUGCCCGUAGAAAGCCUAAAAAUGAUCAACUUGAAAAUGCAAAUCCAAUUCGAAAUGAUGACAGUGGUCUGUGGCAAUGUCCGUUUUGCUUGAAAAAAGACUUUCCAGAGCUCAGUGAUGUCUGGAGUCAUUUUGAUGAUGCAAGUUGUCCAGGACAAGCAAUGGGUGUACGUGUUAGACUUGAUAAUGGGAUUUCCGGGUUCAUACCAACUAAAAUGAUCAGCGACAAGCAUGUUAUAAAUCCUGAAGAUCGAGUUAAAAUUGGAUUGACUCUUCAUGCCAGAAUAACCAAAAUUGAUAUUGAAAGAUUUGCUGUAGAUUUGACUUGCAGGUCAUCUGAUCUCAGUGAUAAGAAUAAUGAAUGGAGACCUCCCAAAGAUUUAUAUUAUGAUUAUGAGGCAGAAGAGAAGGAUCAUAAGAUAGAAGAUGCUGCUGCAAAGCAACAAAAUCGGCAAGUGUAUUUGAAGAGGGUUAUUGUCCAUCCUUCAUUUAAAAAUGUAAGCUUUAAAGAAGCUGAAAAAAUACUUGAUACAAUGGAACAAGGAGAAGUGAUCAUUCGACCAAGUAGUAAGGGUAGCAAUCAUUUGACAGUGACGUGGAAAGUUGCUGAUGGUAUAAACCAACACAUAGAUGUAAGGGAAGAAGGAAAGGAAAAUGAAUUCAGUCUUGGUCAUUCUUUAAUUAUAGGUGAUGAGUCAUUCGAAGAUCUGGAUGAAAUAAUUGCGAGACAUGUGCAGCCCAUGGCUGGUUUUGCUAGAGAUCUCUUGAAUUUCCGGUAUUAUGUUGAUGCUGAUGGUGGAAAAAAAGAAGAGAUGGAAAAGAUAUUGUUUGAAGAAAAGAAGAAAGUUGCAAAUAAAAUUCAUUACUAUGUGUCAGCUUCACGAAUGUUUCCUGGAAAAUUCUUAUUAUCAUACUUGCCCAGAAAUAAGGUUAGGCAUGAAUUUAUUACUGUCUUACCUGAAGGAUUACGUUACCGCAAACGUGUCUUUCGGUCAGUAAAUUCUUUGUUCAGAUGGUUUAAAGAGCAUUUUAGGGACCCAAUACCUGGAACUCCUACUGCUAUGUCUGUUCGCACACCAAUGGGACAGUCUUCUUAUAUAGGAAACACUCCUAGUAUUAAUCUUGCAAGUAUGUUUAAAUCUUAUUUUUUCCAUUUGAUCACUUAAUCAUUUAAUGUGUAU
Molecule: messenger RNA, 4794 nt
Organism: Stegodyphus dumicola
Lineage: Eukaryota; Metazoa; Arthropoda; Arachnida; Araneae; Eresidae
Gene: Spt6
Product: transcription elongation factor Spt6
Biological process (GO): transcription elongation by RNA polymerase II; nucleosome organization; transcription elongation-coupled chromatin remodeling
Cellular component (GO): transcription elongation factor complex
Molecular function (GO): histone binding; DNA binding; nucleosome binding
Source: RefSeq, a predicted model, not a curated record